Molecule: messenger RNA, 2572 nt
Organism: Carassius gibelio (silver crucian carp)
Lineage: Eukaryota; Metazoa; Chordata; Actinopteri; Cypriniformes; Cyprinidae
Product: GTPase IMAP family member 8-like
Exons: 5
Coding region: 127-2199 (690 amino acids)
Molecular function (GO): GTP binding
Source: RefSeq, a predicted model, not a curated record
ACAGGUUCCCAGAAUCGAAAGUAAAAGAGAACGAAUACACGCUAUUUCGAGCCUUUAAGACUACAGGUUGCUUAAAAGAAGGGUAUUUUGCGCUUCCACAGAAGUAUUCAACACCAAACAAAGAAAAUGAAUGACACAGGAUCAGCUUCAUCUGAACUCAGGAUUGUUCUGCUGGGUAAGACUGGAUCAGGAAAGAGUUCAGCAGGAAACACCAUCCUGGGCAGAGAGUAUUUUAAGAAUGCUGUUUCACCAGAGUCAGUUACUGAAACCUGUGAGAGAGGAGAAGAAAUGAUUGGUAAUCGACUCAUCUCAGUCAUCGACACUCCAGGCCUGUUUGACACUAGAAUGACAAAAGAAGAUUUAAAGCAGCAAAUAGUGGAUUGUGUAAACAUGUCUGUUCCUGGCCCCCAUGUGUUUCUUCUGGUCAUCAGAGUGGGGAGAUUCACAGAAGAAGAGAAGAAAACAGUCAAAUGGAUUCAGGAAAACUUUGGAGAAGAAGCUAGACAAUACACCAUCAUUCUGUUCACUUACGCUAAUGAACUAAAGGAGGAAACAUUAGAUAAUUAUAUCAGUAAAAGCAAUGAUCUGAAGGCUCUGGUUGAUGAUUGCGGUGGCAGAGUUCACUCAUUCAACAACCAGAACAUGAAGAAUCGCUCUCAGGUCACUGAACUGUUGAGGAAGAUUGAGAAGAUGGUGGCUGACAAUGGAGGAGAGCACUACACUAAUGAGAUGUAUAAGGAAGCUCAGAGAAAAAAUCAAUUCUGGUCAGAGACACCUCGAAUUGUGCUGCUGGGUAAAACUAAAUCAGGAAAGACCAGUGCAAGAAACACCAUAGUGGUUCAACAGAGUCUAGAGAGGGGAAAUUUACCAGAUUCUGCUACUGUGACCUGUGAGCUAGAAGUAGAUGGAAAGAACAUGAUAAUAAUUGACACUCCAGGACUGACUGAUGCACCAGAAGAGACACUGAAUGAUGAAAUAAAUCGUCUCGUCUCGGCAUCUGCUCCUGGUCCUUAUGUGUUUCUGCUGGUCAUCAAACUAGACAGAAGAUACACAUAUGAAGAAAAAAACACAGUGAAAUGGAUUCAGAAGAACUUUGGAGAAGAAGCUACUCGACACACCAUCAUUCUGUUCACUCAUGAUGAUGUACUAAAGGGAACACCAUUAAAUCUGUAUAUCAGUGAAAAUCAAGAACUCCAAGCUAUUGUUAAUAAAUGUGAUGACAAAUUUCACUCCUUUAACAAUAAUAAUCUGAGCAACAAAAAUCAGGUCACUGAACUGCUGAAGAAGAUUGGGAUGAUGGUGGAGGAGAAUGAAUGGAGGUUCUACACUAGUGAGAUGCACAAUAUCGCUCAGAUAAAGCGUCAAGACAGAGCAAGUUUCUGGUCUAAGAAACCAAGGAUUGUGCUGCUGGGUAAAACUAAAUCAGGAAAGACCAGUACAGCGAAAACCAUUGAGGGCCGAGAAAGUUUUACUGGAAAAUGGGAGAAACAAGAAGCAUGUGUAGCUGGAAUGAACAUGAAAAUAAUCAAAACUCCAGGACUAAUUGAUAUACCUGAAAAUAAGAUAAAGGAUGAAAUAGAGAAGCUGGUCUUCAUGUCUGAGCCUGGUCCUCAUGUGUUUCUCCUGAUCAUCAAACUGGACACAGGAUUCACAGACGAGGAGAAUAACACUGAGAGAUGGAUUCGACAGAACAUUGGAGAAGAUGCUUUACAUCACACCAUAAUUCUGUUCACUCACGCUGAUCAUCUGAGGGGGAAAACAUUAGAUAAGUAUAUCAGCGAGAGAAGAUUUCUUCAGUCACUGGUUAACAGCUGCGGUGGCAGAUAUCACUCAUUCAACAAUCAGGAUAGAUAUGAUCGCAAUCAGGUCACAGAACUGCUGGAGAAGAUUGAAAACAUUGCAGAAAGAAACCGAUGGAAGUGCUACACAAAUAAAGUGUUUGAAGAUAUUCUUGAGAAUCCGUUCUGCAAACUACGUAAUAUUGCAUUUGUAGCUGGGCAAGCAGGAACAGCAGGCAUAGCAGCAGGAGCAACAGGCAUAGUAGGGACAGCAGGCAUAAUAGCAGGAGCAACAGCUCUGGCAGUAGCAGAGGCAGUCUUGGCACCAGCCAUAUUAAUUGGAGCAGGAAGUGCAGCUGUAAUUGGAGGAGCAGUAGUCGGAGGACGAGCAAUCUAUAAAAAAUUUGCUAAAAAAGAUUAGGAAACGUUUGCUAAUAAUUUGCUCUGAAUGACUGCUGCAAUCAUCAAAGUGGUUAUGGAUGGAUGACACAUUAUUACUUAAUGUUUUAUAAUGCUUGUAAUAAAUAUUUCAUGUUUAAAUCUUCAGUAGAAUAAUAAUGACUAAUUCUGGCUUGAUUGUAAAUUUUUGGUUUCUUAUAUAGCAAAGGUAAAUAAGAGUUUGAUGAUUGUACUCCAUAUAUCCUCCAAGAUGCUUACAUUUCAAUUUGCAUUAAUCUGUUAUCUGUUGACUUUUUUUUAGUUGACUUUCGUAGUUUAACCCUUGUGCAUCCUUUGGGACCUUUAUGUCUUUUCAUUAUUAUUUUAAUAAAAAUAAAAAAAUGUAUUAAAAAUGA